AUGAGCUCCGGGGGGAAAACCUGCGUGUUUCUGUUGCUGCUUAAAAGUGUCCUGUCGGACCCUGGAGCCACGAACCAAGUGGUUCUGUUGGACACUACAACAGUGCUGGGAGAACUGGACUGGAAGACCUAUCCUGUCAAUGGGUGGGAUGCGAUCACAGAGAUGGACGAGCAGAACAGACCCAUUCACACCUUUCAGGUCUGCCACGUGAUGGAGCCAAACCAGAACAACUGGUUGCGGUCUGGAUGGAUCCAGCGGCAGGCAGCACAGAGGGUCUACGUGGAGAUGCGUUUCACACUGAGGGACUGCAACUCCAUCCCCUGGGUGUCUGGUACCUGUAAGGAAACCUUCAACCUGUUUUAUCUGCAGACAGACGAGUCUCUCCCCGCGGCGACAAGGUUUCGCCCUCUCGACUAUGCCAAGGUGGACACCAUCGCGGCAGACGAGAGUUUCACACAGACAGAUCUGGGAGAUCGUGUCCUCCGCCUCAACACGGAGGUCAGGGAGGUGGGGCCUGUGACACAGAAGGGCUUCUACCUGGCGUUCCAGGACGUGGGCGCCUGUAUUGCUCUUGUGUCCGUGAAGGUCUUCUACAAACGCUGCCCAUCGACUUUACGGAACCUUGCAGCCUUUCCCAACACGGUGCCGCACAUGGACUCGUCCUCUCUGGUGGAGGUGAGGGGAGCCUGUGUGGAGAAUGCAGAAGAAAGAGACACACCCAAAUUGUACUGUGGCGCUGAUGGCGACUGGCUGGUUCCAUUGGGCCGCUGUGUCUGCAGUAUUGGCCACGAGGAGACGGAUGGCUACUGCCGGGCUUGCAGGCCUGGAUCCUUCAAGGCGUUCGCCGGGAACACUAAAUGCUCCAAGUGUCCUCUGCACAGCUCCAGCCACGACCAGGCGGCCACCAUGUGCCACUGUGAUAAAGGCUUCUACCGGGCCAUUAUAGACCCCUCCACUCUGCCCUGCACAAGGCCUCCGUCAGCUCCCAGGAACCUGGUCUCAUUGAUCAAUGACACGGCGCUCUUCCUGCAGUGGAUGCCUCCCGGUGACACAGGCGGCAGGAAGGACAUCACUUACAACAUCCUGUGCCAGCGCUGUGAGGGAAGCGACAGCGACAGUGGCGUGACUCAGUGUGAGCCGUGCGAGGCCGAUCUGCGCUUCAUCCCACGGCCACAUGGUCUGACCGGCAACUCUGUGGCCAUACUGGAUUUUGCGAUGCACACCAACUACACUUUCCACGUAGAGGCCAUGAACGGUGUGGCCGGGCUGGGUGUGGCCGCGCGCUCACUGGCGAAUAUUACCGUCAACACGCAUCAAGCCGGUCCAGCUCUGGUGGGCGUCAUCAGAAAGGACUCGGCCACUCCAAACAGCAUCGCUCUCUCCUGGUCGGAAGUGGAACUGCCUCCUUCCGACAUAGUGGAUUAUGAGAUCAAGUACUUUGAGAAGGAUCAAGAGCAGCUGAGCUACUCGUCGACACGCACCAAAUCCCCCAGCGUGGUGGUCACAGGCCUCAGACCCUCGGCAGUGUACGUCUUCCACGUGCGCGCUCGCACUGCUUCUGGUUACACCGCCUACAGCCCCAACUUUGAGUUUGCUACUGCAGCAGAGGAUCCUGAUAUCGCUGAUCAGGGUCAAGUUCUGGUGGUCGUCACUGCGGCUGUAGGAGGUUUCUCCCUGUUGGUCAUCCUCACCCUCUUCCUCCUCAUCACUGGACGGUGUCAAGGUUACAUUAAAGCCAGGAUGAAGUCCGAGGAGAAGAGGAGGACUCGCUUCCGCAGUGGACAUGUCCCCUUUUCUGGAAUAAAGACGUACGUGGAUCCAGACACGUAUGAAGACCCCACUCAGGCUGUGGAGGAAUUUGCCAAAGAGAUAGACCCCUCGUAUAUCUGCAUCGAAAGAGUGAUCGGUACAGGUGAAUUUGGAGAAGUGUGUAGUGGUCGAUUGCGUGUCCCUGGAAGGAUGGACAUCGCCGUGGCAAUAAAGACACUGAAAGGCGGUUAUAUGGAUCACCAGCGGAGAGACUUUUUACGUGAGGCCUCGAUCAUGGGACAGUUCAACAACCCCAACAUCAUCAGGCUGGAGGGGGUCGUCACUAACAGCAGACCAGUGAUGAUAGUGGUGGAGUUCAUGGAAAAUGGAUCACUUGACUCUUUCCUGCGGACUCGUGACGGUCAGUUCACCGUGCUCCAGCUGGUCGGCAUGCUGCGCGGCAUCGCAGUGGGCAUGGACUACCUCUCAGAUAUGGGUUACGUUCACAGAGACCUAGCCGCCCGCAACAUCCUGGUGGACGAAAGCUUGGUGUGUAAAGUGUCUGAUUUCGGGAUGUCCAGAAUCCUUGAAGAUGACAGUGAAGCAGCCUACACUGCAACAGGAGGAAAGAUACCGAUACGCUGGACGGCACCGGAGGCCAUCGCUUACGGAAAGUUUUCUUCAGCGAGCGAUGUGUGGAGCUACGGCAUUGUCAUGUGGGAAGUGAUGUCCUACGGCGAGAGGCCCUACUGGGAGAUGUCCAAUCAAGAUGUCAUCUUAUCUAUUGAAGAGGGCUACCGCCUGCCAGCACCGAUGGGCUGCCCCGUGACACUUCACCAGCUGAUGCUGCACUGCUGGCAGAAGGAGUCCAGCCUGCGGCCACCCUUCGGCGACGUGCUCUCUUUCCUCGACAAACUCAUAAUCAAUCCCAGCAGCCUGCUGACGUUGGUGAAUGAUGUUCAGAGUUUUUCCGAGUCUCCGGAGGACAUGCCAGACUACCCCCUGUUCAUCUCCAUCGGUGACUGGCUCGACUCCAUCAAAAUGUGCCAGUACAAGAACAACUUCCUGGCAGCAGGAUACACAACACUGGAUUCCAUUUCAACCAUGAGUAUAGACGACAUCAGGCGUAUUGGGAUCUGUUUGAUUGGUCACCAGAGGAGAAUCAUAAGCAGCAUACAGUCUCUGCGCCUGCAGCUUCACCACAUCCAACAGAGUGGCUUUCAAGUGUGA
Molecule: messenger RNA, 2979 nt
Organism: Limanda limanda (common dab)
Lineage: Eukaryota; Metazoa; Chordata; Actinopteri; Pleuronectiformes; Pleuronectidae
Gene: epha6
Product: eph receptor A6
Exons: 20
Coding region: 1-2979 (992 amino acids)
Biological process (GO): axon guidance; protein phosphorylation; cell surface receptor protein tyrosine kinase signaling pathway
Cellular component (GO): neuron projection; plasma membrane
Molecular function (GO): protein binding; transmembrane-ephrin receptor activity; ATP binding
Source: RefSeq, a predicted model, not a curated record